AUGGUCUCCACCAUUAUUAGAGGUCAUCGAUUGGAUGGGUACUUGAAUGGAACUAAGCAGCGACCUCAAGAAUUCAUCUCAGCUGGAGUUGCAACAGGUAACGGUACUCCUAGCUUUGGACUUCGAAGCAAUCCAGAGUUUGAACGAUGGAUCAUGAAUGAUCAAUUUCUCAUGGGUUGGUCAUACGACUCAAUGACAGAGGGAAUUGUGACAGAGGUAAUGGGUUGUAACUUAGCAACUACUUUAUGGAGGUCUCUUGAACUUUUUUAUGUUGUUCACUCAAAGGCAAAAAUGGAUGAGACUCGGGCCAAGCUACAAACAACAAUGAAAGGAAGCUUGAGCAUGGCUGAGUACCUGCGUCAAAUGAGAGCUUGGGGUGACAUUUUGGCUCUUGCAAGUAGUAUGUAUCUCGAUUCUCACUUAAUUACUAAUGUGUUGAAUGGUUUAGAUUCAUAUUACUUUUCAAUUCUAGUGAAAAUUGAGGCAAAGGAGAACAUAACUUGGAAAGAACUCUAG
Molecule: messenger RNA, 516 nt
Organism: Humulus lupulus (European hop)
Lineage: Eukaryota; Viridiplantae; Streptophyta; Magnoliopsida; Rosales; Cannabaceae
Exons: 1
Coding region: 1-516 (171 amino acids)
Source: RefSeq, a predicted model, not a curated record